This is a messenger RNA of Eupeodes corollae, 1572 nucleotides long. It is a transcript of the gene TfIIEalpha, whose product is annotated as general transcription factor IIE subunit 1. Bases 248 to 1528 code for a protein of 426 amino acids. Gene Ontology annotation, biological process: transcription open complex formation at RNA polymerase II promoter; transcription initiation at RNA polymerase II promoter. The record is from RefSeq and is a predicted model, not a curated record. The transcript has 6 exons. Gene Ontology annotation, cellular component: transcription factor TFIIE complex. NCBI's taxonomy places the organism in Eukaryota, Metazoa, Arthropoda, Insecta, Diptera, Syrphidae.
UUAUUUUGUCUUUUGUGAUGGCGCGUUCGGUGAAAAGGCUCGCGAAUUGUGCUCAACACUAAAACCUAAAAUUUAAUUCUAUAAACCCUAAAUUUUAUUCCAAAAACAAUUCCCCUCGUUACUUUAAGUCGCCUUCUACCCCAAUUAAAUGUUAUUUUGGCAUUUAACGACUCUAAUUUUGUGAUAAUUCAAUUUAAAGAAUUAGUUUUCGUAAAACUUCAUUCACAAGUGCUCCAGCCCAAGCAAAAUGUCGAGCACAACAACAACUGAAACUAAGUAUGUAACUGAAGUACCAAGUAGUCUGAAACAGUUGGCUAGAUUAGUUGUGAGAGGCUUCUAUUCUAUUGAGGAUGCAUUAAUCAUUGACAUGCUCGUGAGAAAUCCUUGCAUGAAAGAAGAUGACAUUGCUGAAUUACUACGUUUUGAAAAGAAACAAAUGCGUGCUCGAAUAUCCACCCUGAGGAAUGACAAGUUCAUUCAAAUACGCUUGAAAAUGGAAACUGGGCCCGAUGGCAAGGCCCAAAAAGUCAAUUACUAUUUUAUUAACUACAAGACCUUUGUCAAUGUUGUUAAAUACAAAUUGGAUUUGAUGCGAAAACGUAUGGAGACUGAGGAAAGAGAUGCUACAAGUCGAGCUAGCUUCAAAUGCACUAAUUGUAAUAAGACUUUCACAGAUUUAGAAGCUGAUCAACUAUUUGACUUUGAAUCACAAGAAUUUCGAUGCACUUUCUGUGACAGUGCUGUUGAGGAAGAUAUGUCUGCAAUGCCAAAGAAAGAUUCACGUUUAUUACUGGCAAAAUUUAACGAACAACUUCAACCUUUGUAUGAUCUACUAAGAGAAGUUGAAGGUAUUAAACUUGCUCCCGAAAUUUUGGAACCUGAACCAGUUGAUAUUGAUACGAUUCGAGGGCUCAAUAAACAAAAUACAAUGCGUCCUGAUGGCCAAGCCUGGUCGGGAGAAGCAACUAGAAACCAAGGAUUUGCUGUCGAAGAAACUCGAGUCGACAUUAGUAUCGGCGGUGAUGAUGCACCAGAAGUCAGUGCCGAGCGUAAGGCUCGUCCAGUAUGGAUGACAGAGAGUACAAUUAUUUCCGAAGAUAAUUCUGAGAAUGUUGACACAAUUCUUGAUCAAGCUGCACAAGCUUCAAGUCAGCCAACCACAACAGCUAGUGCUUCGAAUAGUGGACGUAAUCGAAAGGAAAACGAGGAUAUUAUGUCUGUGCUGUUGCAACAUGAAAAGCAACCUGGCAAAAGUGAUACAAAUUUGAAAGGACUGAGAAGCAAUGCUAACUCAAGUGAUUCUAGUGACGAUGAGAAAGACAUUGAAAAUGCUACAAUUCCUAAUAUCAACCAAAAUAAUUACAUCAAUUCUGAAUCGGAAGAUGAUGAUGCGCCUAUAGUACAUGUGGCAGGACGUCCAUAUCCAAUUGAUGCUAUAAAUGAUGAUCUUAUAGCACAAAUGAGUCAACACGAAAAAGAAAAUUAUAUUUUAGUUUAUCAAGAACAUUAUAGCCAUAUGUAUGAUUAGGAUAAAAUUAUAAUCCAAUAAUAUAAUAAAUAUACAAAUUUAAA